Molecule: messenger RNA, 3618 nt
Organism: Somion occarium
Lineage: Eukaryota; Fungi; Basidiomycota; Agaricomycetes; Polyporales; Cerrenaceae
Source: the annotation of a GenBank genome assembly
GCAUGCUCAUUGUUCAAUUCGUAUUUAUUAUGUACCUGCCUAAUCCAGUUCUACACAACAUACCGCACCCGUCUGACUGGCCAACCUCAGUCAGACACCUGGCGCCCAAAUCAUACCCAACUGAUAUUAGCGGCUUGCUGGACUUUCCAACAUUCAGGUUGACUCGAGAUAUCAUCGGCGAGCUAUGCGCUACUCGUAGACCCGAUUACUUUCUCCGUACACCUACAUCCUUUACCGGUGGGCGGAGCAUACCUUUACGCGAUGUUUUUGGUUUGGUGUUGCCAGCAGUCGCGUUUCUACGACAUUCCCUAGAACAUUCGGACGAAGACGGAUUCACUAACUCGGCGGGGCCUUUGUUAUACUCCUUAAUUCGUGCCCUUUGCGCCAUUGUAGCAGGGGACUCCCUUGUGAUAGAACAUGCGACGUACAUCUUACCGUAUACGGAUGAUUACGUGCACAAAUUUCAACAAGGCGUCUUCGACGGAAUGUCCUCCAUUAUGAUCUCUACCGUUGUGUGGCCGAAGGCUGUGACUCGUUCUACCUCGGCUGCCGAUGUGCCUAUGGACACAUCCGGCGCAUCGAUGUCCAUGACUCGCGAUAUGUUGCGACAGGAACGCGUCAGGGAAAGGUCUUUCCGCUCCUCCCACGCAACAGGAUCCCAACCUGAAGUCGAUACACCAGCGGCUGUUUCCGAUGUCCUCGAAACGAAGUCCGAGCUACCAAUCGAUAUGCCUUUUCAUGCUCACAUGCUCACAGGACGCGGUGUCAGACGUUAUUGCCUCCUUCCUAUUGUUCUUGUUGCGGAUUUUGAGAACAUUGUUCCUCUGAUGACGAGUUCUUUGUUUCAGAGGUUUGUCUGGGGAAUCUCGGACCCGGUGGUUGGCCUCGCGUUUUCCAAAUUCGGCACCACUGUUCAGGUCUUUCUCGGCUGGCUUGAAUUUCGUGAAGGCAAUCCUCAUGUCCAUAUAGCGCGGGCCGCGGAUCCAGGACAAUGUUCAUCUCCUUGUGGCGUGUUCGAUAUGACCGACCCAUGGGCAGCGUGUUCCUUAGCCGAAUUCAUUCUUGGACUUUCAUCCCAUAUCGACAACGUGGCAACGGCUGCGUCAAACUGUUAUUUUCUCCGGACCUUGCACUGGCGCUCUGACGGUUGUGAUCUUGGCGACGGUCCUUCAGAUGAGACAGAAGAGGAAUUCCUUCACAAAAGGAUACUGUCUUGGUUAGGCGAUGUGGAGCCGUAUUCUCCAGAUGGCGAGGCGAUAACACCAUCAGACAUGUCUCGCCCUCAGUCUCGUCCUCAGUCUCAUCCUCCAACGAUUAAUCUUCCCGGGAGUUCUGUCCCUCCCCUGAGGAACAACCUUCUGUCACCUGUUGCCGCUGAACUUCAGCGAGAGGGCUCUGACAAGCAGUCAAAUAAAGGGAAAUCCGAAAAGACUGAGGCCGUAUCCGCCACGAACUUUGUCAACCGUGGCGUGAAGCAACUGAGCGACGCCACAUCGACGAUCUGCAGCUGGCUUUUUGACAGAUUCGCUAUUAUCAUCAGCAAUGAUGAUCUCAAGGUUAAGGUCCCUCUUGGUUCAAUUUUGUCUCAAGACGAGGACGAACUUGAAAAUGAAUCGGCUUUCUUAUUUUGCAAGUAUCAAGUGAGCGAAAGUCUGGACGACGCUGUGCGAGAAGAGAGAGCUCACAUGAUCGCGCUAUACGACAACAUUACUGGCGAUUAUUGGCCUGAAACAUGGACGAAGACAUCCAGGCCUAAGGCGACGUCUAAAUUCAAGCCGCUGUAUGACUCCUUAUGGGAACAGCACAAACUCGACACUUCUCGGACGUACAAGACCCUUGAUGAGGGUAUCGUUCCUUUAGUUGAAAGUCGGCUGGAUUAUAUCCUCUCGGCCUGUAUUGAAACCAUUAGCUGGAAUAUGCCGGAACCGUGGAGAACCAUAUAUGAAGCUGAGAGACGACAGCCCUGGGAUAGAUUUGUGCAGUUGUUGUACGUCGCGGAAGGCGAAGAUGCCUCUAUCUUAUUGUUCUUGGAACGAGAAAUUUCUCUCUCUCGAAAUAAAGUUGAGGAUUGUCUUAAGAAAAAGGACCUCACAGCGGAUGACAUCAGCAAUGUGCUUCUGGACUGCAUUGGUCUUGCAAAAGACAUGGGCCAGAUCUACACUUGGGAACUGUCCAACAUCGGCCGUAACAUGACAAAGCAGCUGGAGACGCUAUCUGCGUUCCAUUUAUCUAUGUCAUUUGAGCGGAGCUUGACAGACCUUCUUGCACAGAACGAUACUGGUGGGUUCAAGGACAGAGUACUCAAACACGCCAAGGAGGAACCCUGGAGAGGAAAAUGUGAUGCCAUGCUCGCUGAGCCGUAUUCAUUUGAGCUGCCCGAAUUGUCGGAAGGUAAUCGCAAACAUUACGAGCUCGCUCUCCGGCGUUUUCAGAUUGUUCAUCGUUUCAACAACACGGAAGGAUCGAACUCCGCCAAGUCGUCGAACGCAUCCACCAAGGACAUCUCCCUGGACAGACAGAGCAUUGAGAAGGGCACAUGGUCGGAACUUGCCAAAGCUUUCAAGAAUCCCAUACAACUUUCGCUUCAGGCUAACCGUCGUCCAGCUCUCCCUGAAGUCGAGAUCAACCACAAGCCAUUACCGCCCAGGCCGUGGGUCAUGGUACCACGCCUUCUUGUUGAAUACAAGAAGACUGAGAGCGAGGACAAGGCACUGCAACAAAUUCUGAUGUACUGUGUCUCAGAGGCCCAGAAGCUCGCGGCGAUGGGCAUAUAUGGUUACCCUGUGUUUGGUCUCCUCACUAACGGAACAACUGGUGGGGUCAUAAUGGCAUGGACUUCAAAGCUCACUAAGGCCACUUAUGUGGUUGUUCGUCAGAUGCGCACAUACGACCUUAUGCUUCCGCUUGAUUGCUAUCGAUUCGCCGUGUUCUUGUUGAACUUACGUGCCUACCAUGAAAACAACAAGACGAUGAAUGACAAGAUUAAUGCCAAAAUAGCUGCUUACUCUGUUGAUGGGUGGCCGGAAUGGGCGCAGAGACACCAGCAUGUACCUUCGGAUGAUGUGAAGGCCAUGAAUGGGCUCAAGGGUGAGACGAAGUCAACGGCACAAGGCUAGAUGAUUGCAUAGAUGUCGUAGAUGGAAUCAAUCUCGCAAUACCACGGUACGUCUACUGUGAAUUGGAACUUUAUUUUUUUAGAUGGUGAUUCGUAUGAAUUUGUAACUUGAUGUCUCGACGAUCUCCAUCAUGUGUCUGUACUGGAAGAUCGAUCAAAUGUUAAUGGUGUUCUUUACAAUAACAGGGCCCGAUCGGCCCUCGCAAAGUGACGCAAACCCGUGUUCUUUGUUUCUCGAAGGCUAAGAUUUAUUCUACGAUACAAUGUACACAGGUGAGUCGCGCCGUGUAUAGUCGCAGUAGUCACCGUGGUGGUAUACAGGUGAAAUCUGCACAAUUUCCAUGAGUCAGUGAACACACACUGGCACUGGCGGUAGCAACUUAUGUAGGGGGAACUGACAUCGAACGAUACUGCACCUUCAGCUCGGGAUUGAUGCACGUGUACAAAAACGAUCUGUGCAGAGUUGGUUCAAUAUCUACAGGAAUACAACGUACAUUUGAACU